Messenger RNA from Plasmodium vinckei vinckei, 291 nucleotides. RefSeq names its product conserved Plasmodium protein, unknown function. Lineage: Eukaryota; Apicomplexa; Aconoidasida; Haemosporida; Plasmodiidae. The record is from RefSeq and is a predicted model, not a curated record. The coding region runs from base 1 to 291 and encodes 96 amino acids. The transcript has a single exon.
AUGGGGAAGAUAAAUGUAAAAGAUUACGGGAAUUUAUGUCAUUGGUUUAAAAAAUUAAGCAGCAAAAAAGUAAUGCCAUUGUUGCCAGAAAAAAAGGAAGAUAGGCUAAAACGAUUUACAAAUUUUUCUUUGUAUCAUAUAAUGGAAAAGUAUGAAUUUGUCCCAAACUUACUUUUACAAACUGAAUAUUUAUAUCCAACUUUACACAAUAACCCCGAGGUGUUAAGGCAAUCAUAUUUCAAUCACCACAAAUUUUCAAGCAAGAUGACUGAUGCUAAGAAAGAAAGGUGA